AAGUUCAAGCCUAAAAUUCAGAGUGAUUUAUUCUAAUAGCAUGCAUACAUGUGAUAUAAACAAAUCCAAAGAUGAGCAUAUAACAUACACAAGAUCCAAUUAAGGUUAGCUGAGUGAGAAUCCUCACUACCCUCCCACAUGAAAUAGUAAAAUAUGAAGACAGGUGUUUAAUAUCAUAGGCAUGAUGAUUAGUAUUGAGUAGAAAAGUGUCAUCACCGCUUUUUCUGAAUUUACGAGUAGACUAGUUUAGCUCUCAAAAGUGAAGAUUAUUUUCCCUAUUGAGUAAAAAAAUUAAAGAGUGAAAGACUGAAAACUACAGCCCACCUGUGUUUAAUCAUUAACAGUGAUCCCUUCGGUGAACCUAGGUCGUGAUUUUGGAGUUUGGAAUCUGACCUUUCCCCAGAGAUAAACAUUAUCAUUGCAGGUUCCAAGGAGGGACAUUUCCUUGCUGCCAUCAGAAGAGUCCACUUCUUAGUGACUCCUUGCCGGGUACUGGAUGCAUUAGAGGGUGGAGAGUCAAUAUGAUUCUUCUAGCUGUGCUUUUUCUCUGCUUCAUUUCCUCAUACUCAGCUUCUGUUAAAGGUCACACAACUGGUCUCUCUUUAAAUAAUGACCGGCUGUACAAACUCACAUACUCCACUGAAGUUUUUGUGAAUCAGGGCAAAGGAAAGCUCCAAGACAGUGUGGGUUACCGAAUUUCAUCCAAUGUGGACGUCGUCUUACUGUGGAGGAAUCCUGAUGGUGAUGAUGACCAACUGAUCCAAAUCACGAUCAAAGAUGUAAAUGUUGAAAAUGUGAAUCAAAAGAGGGGAGAGAAGAGCAUUUUCAAAGGAAAAAAUCCAGCCAAAAUCAUAAGAAAAGAAAACUUGGAAGCUUUACAAAGACCUGUGCUCCUUCAUCUUGUCCAUGGAAAGGUCAAAAACUUCUACUCAUAUGAAAAUGAGCCAGUGGCUAUCGAAAAUAUCAAGAGAGGCCUGGCUAGCCUAUUUCAGAUGCAGUUAAGCUCUGGGACCACCAAUGAGGUAGAUAUCUCUGGGGAUUGUAAAGUGACCUACCAGGGUCAUCAAGACAAAGUGAUCAAAAUUAAGGCCUUGGAUUCAUGCAAAAUAGAAAGGUCUGGAUUUACAGCUAUAAAUCAGGUCUUGGGUGUCACUUCGAAAGCCACAUCUGUCACUACCUAUAAGAUAGAAGACAGCUUUGUUAUAGCUGUGCUUGCAGAAGAGACACAUGCUUUUGGGCUGAAUUUUCUACGCAGCAUUACAGGCAAAAUAGUAUCAAAGCAGAAAUUAGAGCUGAAGACGACCGAAGCAGGCCCAAGACUAAUGUCUGGAAAGCACAUAGCAGCCAUAAUUAAAGCAGUUGAUUCAAAGUACAAGGCCCUUCCCAUUGAGGGGCAGGUGUUCCAGAGCGAGUGUAAAGGAUGUCCUUCUCUCUCGGAGCACUGGCAGUCCAUCAGAAAACACCUACAGCCUGACAACCUCUCCAAGGCUGAAGCUGUCAGAAACUUCCUGGCCUUUAUUCAGCACCUCAGGACUGCGAAGAAAGAAGAGAUCCUCCAGAUCCUAAAGUCUGAAAACAAGGACAUUCUACCGCAGCUGGUGGAUGCUGUCACCUCGGCUCAGACCCCAGACUCAUUGGAUGCGAUUUUGGACUUUUUGGAUUUCAAAAGUAGCAGUAACGUUAUCCUUCAGGAGAGGUUUCUCUAUGCCUGCGGAUUUGCCUCCCAUCCCGACGAAGAACUCCUGAGAGCCCUCAUUAGUAAGUUCAAAGGUUCCUUUGCGAGCAAUGACAUCAGAGAAAGUGUUAUGAUCACCAUCGGGGCCCUCGUCAGGAAGCUGUGUCAGAGCGAUGGCUGCAAACUCAAAGGAGUGGUAGAAGCUAAGAAAUUAAUCCUGGGAGGAUUGGAAAAACCAGAGAAAAAAGAGGACAUCAUGAUGUACCUGCUGGCUCUGAAGAAUGCCCUGCUCCCAGAAGGCAUCCCGAUCCUCCUCAAGUAUGCGGAGACAGGAGAAGGGCCCAUCAGCCACCUGGCUACCACCACUCUCCAGAGAUAUGAUGUCCCUUUCAUAACGGAUGAGGUGAAGAAGACUUUGAACAGGAUAUACCAUCAGAAUCGCAAAGUUCAUGAAAAGACCGUGCGCACCACCGCAGCUGCUAUCAUUUUAAAUAACAAUCCAUCCUACAUGGAAGUAAAAAACAUCCUGCUCUCUAUUGGGGAGCUUCCCAAAGAAAUGAAUAAAUACAUGCUUUCCACUGUUCAAGACAUCCUACGUUUUGAAAUGCCUGCCAGCAAAAUGAUCCGUCGAGUUCUGAAGGAGAUGGUUGCUCAUAAUUAUGACCGUUUCGCCCAGAGUGGAUCUUCUUCUGCCUAUACUGGCUACAUAGGACGUAGUCCCCAUUCGGCAUCCACUUACGGUCUUGACAUUCUUUACUCUGGUUCUGGCAUCCUAAGGAGAAGUAACGUGAACAUCUUUCAGUAUAUUGGGAAGUCUCAUCUCCAUGGUACUCAGGUGGUCAUUGAAGCCCAAGGACUGGAGACCUUAAUUGCUGCCACUCCCGAUGCGGGGGAGGAGAACCUUGACUCCUAUGCUGGCCUGUCAGUCAUUCUCUUUGAUGUGCAACUCAGACCUGUCACUUUUUUCAACGGAUACAGUGAUUUGAUGUCCAAAAUGCUAUCAGCAUCUAGUGACCCUGUCAGUGUGGUGAAAGCACUUGCUCUGUUGAUAGAUCAUUCCCAGGAGCUUCAGUUGCAAUCUGGACUGAAGGCCAAUAUAGACGUCCAGGGUGCUCUUGCCAUUGAUAUUUCAGGUGCAAUGGAGUUUAGUCUGUGGUAUCGUGAGUCAAAAACUCGAGUGAAAAAUCUGUUGGCUGUGGUAAUAGCUGGUGACGUCACUGUGGACUCCUCUUUUGUGAAAGCCGGCCUGGAAAUCAGUGCCGAAACAGAGACCAGCAUGGAGUUUGUCUCCACCGUGCAGUUUUCUCAGUACCCGUUCUUAGUCUGCCUGCAGAUGGACAGGGCUGAGGCUCCAUACAGGCAAUUUGAGACCAAGUAUGAAAGGCUGUCUACAGGCAAAGGAUACGUCUUACGGAAAAGAAAAGAAAUGCUGGUGCCAGGAUCUGAAUUCCCUCUCCACCAAGAGAAUGCUGAUAUGUGCAAGGUGGUGUUUCCCCCUCAGCCGGAGAGUGCUUCCAGCGGUGGGGGCUGGUUUUGAAACUGAUUGGUGAUGUUUCACUUGAAUUCAUCUCCCCAGGAGGGAAACCAUGUGACAUGCCUCAGUGCUUGCUCUCUGAGAGCACAGUGUUUACAUAUUUACCUGUAUUUAAGAUUUUUGUAAAAAGUUGUGAAAAACCUCAAAUGACCAAAUUUGGACCUAUUCAGAAUACUAACAGUAUCAAUUUUGAGCCAAAAUAAUGUGAUACUUUUAGCAAAUUCUAUUUGAUAUAGUGAGAAUUGUUCUUCCCUAUAAAGAAACUAUUGUUUAUUUAAAAAAUACCAUACACACACUCAGAAGAACCCAAUUUUGUUUCAAUAAUUUUCAGUGUGUAUGUAGCCCUUGAUAGAACCUUAAACAUGUAUUGUUUCUACCAAACAUAUUCCUGCAGGAAACAAAACAAAACAAAACAAAACAGACCUUUUUCCAUGGGAGGUGUGAGGGAACAAGACUUUUAAAUACUUUUUUCAGCCAGCUUCAUGAAUUGAUAUUUAUCUCUCUGUUGUUAGUUUUAUUGAGCAUUGAGGGAGAAGGCAUACAACAUUAACAUACCAUCUUAUCUUUCUGCUGACCACAUAGUCAGUCCUCUGCAUUCCGCCCUAUAAAAACACUGGACUUAGCACAUAAGAUUUAGAGAUAUUAAUUUCAGAAACUCCAUUUGAUUUUUUUGUGUGCUGUGUCUCUUGGAGACCGUAAUGUGGUGCACUGUCCUUUAUAAGGGACAUCUUGAUGUAGUCAUCAUUUUAUCUUUUCUUCAGCUGUUUGGUCAUGAAAGUUCUAGUCUGUGUGACUACAAUCUGUACACAAUCCAGAGUUGGCUGAGAGAAUUUAGUACUGAUAGAUUUGGACUUCUAAAAUAUGAAAUCAAGGAAAGAUUUUUAUUUGUUCAAAUUAGAAGAGGCAUGUUAAACAUUUUUAAAUAUUUAUUAAUGAAAAGUGUGUUUAUAGUAAUAAACCCAAAACAGAUAACAGAUGUUCAUUUGUUUAUUAAGUAUACACAAACACAUGCGCGCGCACACACGCACCACAGAAAUUGAUCUAGCCUAUUAUUGGCUGUACAUUUAAAAUGAUGUGUGAUGAAAUAAAUAUGUGGAAAUCCUA
Messenger RNA from Myotis brandtii (Brandt's bat), 4313 nucleotides. RefSeq names its product microsomal triglyceride transfer protein (gene MTTP). The record is from RefSeq and is a predicted model, not a curated record. Gene Ontology annotation, cellular component: Golgi apparatus; endoplasmic reticulum; basolateral plasma membrane. The transcript has 18 exons. Gene Ontology annotation, biological process: lipid transport; cholesterol homeostasis; lipoprotein metabolic process. Bases 522 to 3212 code for a protein of 896 amino acids. Lineage: Eukaryota; Metazoa; Chordata; Mammalia; Chiroptera; Vespertilionidae. Gene Ontology annotation, molecular function: lipid binding.